Molecule: messenger RNA, 1641 nt
Organism: Schistocerca serialis cubense
Lineage: Eukaryota; Metazoa; Arthropoda; Insecta; Orthoptera; Acrididae
Gene: Gcat
Product: 2-amino-3-ketobutyrate coenzyme A ligase, mitochondrial
Exons: 8
Coding region: 326-1618 (430 amino acids)
Biological process (GO): biosynthetic process; L-threonine catabolic process
Molecular function (GO): pyridoxal phosphate binding; glycine C-acetyltransferase activity
Source: RefSeq, a predicted model, not a curated record
ACAGACAAAUAAGUUCCUAGCUGCUGCGAGAAAUGUGUUUUCGCGAUCGCUUCGUGUAGUCGUGUGAAAGACAAAAAAACGUAGCAGAAUUUCUCGAAUCAGAUGGCUCUCUGCUUUCCAUAGCAUUGUGAUUUCAGUUAUACGUGCACAGUUGUAUCGGUGUCAUCGUAGCAAUAAAGUACGGUAUGUUUUUGAUGACUUUAUAUACUGCGUGACUGUACCUCAGGAGUCCUGUUCCACUGCGCUCGGGCAACAAUAAUUCCGUUGCAGAUCCUCGGAGCGUGCUACUCAUAUGUAGCACCACUGCCGUCCUUAAGACGACAGAAUGACGGUUCUGGCGGCAGCUAAGUCGUUUAAAUGCUUGACAUCACGUUUUCUCAUACAGUCCAAGGAUGUAGCACUGUAUCGGAGUGUGCAUUCAAAUGCAAGUGAACACCUUAAAAGCAUUUUACGUGAGGAAAUAAAUAACAUAAAAGCAGCUGGUACAUGGAAGGAGGAAAGGAUUAUCACAUCGAGCCAAAGCACUUUGAUCAGUGUUGCUGGUCAAAACACUAAGAUACUGAAUUUCUGUGCCAAUAAUUAUCUUGGUUUAUCAAAUCAUCCAGAAGUAGUCCAUGCAGCAAAAACAGCUCUUGAAAAAUAUGGUGCUGGGUUGAGUUCAGUUCGUUUCAUUUGUGGAACACAAAGUAUACAUAAGGAACUAGAAAAGAAAAUUGCAGACUUCCAUUGUAAGGAAGACACUAUAUUGUAUCCCAGUUGUUUUGAUGCAAAUGGUGGCUUUUUUGAGUCAGUGCUUACACCAAAAGAUGCAGUUCUUUCUGAUGAACUGAACCAUGCUUCCAUCAUUGAUGGUAUACGUCUCUGCAAGGCACAGAAGUUCAGAUACAAACACAGAGAUAUGGCAGAUUUGGAAGAAAACCUGAAGAAAGUCAGUGAUGCUAGACUGAAAGUGAUUGCCACUGAUGGUGUAUUUUCAAUGGAUGGCAAUGUUGCUCCUUUGCCAGAUAUAUGCAAACUGGCACAGAAGUAUGGGGCUCUCACAUUUGUGGAUGAGUGUCAUGCAACAGGAUUUUUUGGGAAAACAGGAAGGGGAACUGAGGAAUUCUACGGCAUGAUGGGAGCAAUAGACAUUAUCACAUCUACACUGGGAAAGGCAGUCGGUGGAGCUGCAGGAGGAUACACAACAGGUCCUAAGGAGUUGAUUGAUAUCCUAAGACAGCGUAGCCGGCCGUACCUUUUUUCCAACUCAAUGCCACCAGCUGUUGUUGGUGCUGCAAUUAAGGCACUGGAUUUGCUUAUCAAUGACAGCUCAUUCACUGAACGUAUUCAGAAGAAUACAGAGAGAUUCCGUUCUGCAAUGACUAAAGCAGGAUUCACAAUUGCUGGGGAGAAUCAUCCUAUCUGCCCUGUCAUGUUAGGUGAUGCUAAACUUGCAACUAUAUUUGCAGAACAAAUGUUGUGUAGAGGCAUUUAUGUGAUUGGCUUCAGUUAUCCUGUGGUGCCAAAAGACAAAGCCAGGAUUCGGGUGCAGAUAUCUGCAGCACAUACAAAAGAUGAAAUUGAUAAAGCUGUGAAUGCAUUUGUUGACAUUGGCAAGAAGCUGAAUGUGAUAAAAUAAAAUACUUCUCAUAACAUGAUAAA